Molecule: messenger RNA, 779 nt
Organism: Rhodamnia argentea
Lineage: Eukaryota; Viridiplantae; Streptophyta; Magnoliopsida; Myrtales; Myrtaceae
Product: peptidyl-prolyl cis-trans isomerase FKBP16-1, chloroplastic
Exons: 8
Coding region: 125-766 (213 amino acids)
Molecular function (GO): peptidyl-prolyl cis-trans isomerase activity
Source: RefSeq, a predicted model, not a curated record
CCGACGAAAGCCUUAUCCGGCGAAGCCUCAUCAGUUAGCUUCUCGACGAGCAGCGGUUGUCGAUCUUCAAUCAUCACCACUACUGUGUCAUCACUUUCGGCGACUCUCUUCCUUCGAUUCCAGAAUGCUCGCUCAACCUCUGUAUCAAAACCCAAUUCAGCUCCCGCGUGCUCUUUGCAGAUCUCGAAGCAUUGCUGUGGAGAGUGGGCAAUCUGAGAUUGGUGAUGGCAGGCUCUUUCUUGAAAAACAUCCAUCGCUUCCCAUCAAGAAAUUACGCAGGAGAUUGUUUCUGGAGUUUAUGGGGUUUAUUCCAUCUGUCCUAUAUGCUCUCCCUGCUGUCGCCGCACCUAUGUUUGAGAUGAAAGAACCUGAAGUGAUUCGGACAUUGAAGCUUCCGGAUGGGGUGAGGGUUCAAGAGGUUGUUGUAGGGGAAGGACCAGAAGCUCGUGACGGAGAUCUUGUUGAAGUUAAUUAUGUGUGCAGGCGCUCAAACGGGUAUUUCGUUCAUAGUACUGUAGAUCAGUUUAGUGGAGAAAGCAUGCCUGUCGUACUUCCGUUGGAUGAGAACCAAAUCGUCAAGGGUCUCAAGGAAAUUCUGAUUGGCAUGAAGGUUGGAGGAAAGAGGAGAGGGCUGAUCCCUCCUUCUGUUGGAUACAUAAACGAAAACCUGAAGCCGAUUCCCGAUGAGUUUGGACCUCGGAGGAGCCUUUUGUCACAUGCGAAAGAGCCUUUGAUAUUUGAGGUGCAGCUAUUGAAAGUGCUGUGACAUUGUUUCUUGA